Messenger RNA from Entrophospora sp. SA101, 591 nucleotides. NCBI's taxonomy places the organism in Eukaryota, Fungi, Glomeromycota, Glomeromycetes, Entrophosporales, Entrophosporaceae. The record is from the annotation of a GenBank genome assembly.
AUGGCUUCAUCAUUUAGUGAUGAUAAUGAUUCUAUGAAAAAAAACCUAAACGAUGAUUAUAAUACAUUAGGAAAUAUGAUCGUAUUGAUGCAACAUGGUUGGCCUUAUUGGCGUGAUCGCCUUUUCAGGCCAGUUGUUUUACAAAAAAUUAAAGAACUUAAUGGAUUAAAAUAUCCGGAUUUAUUAGGUUUUGUUAGCAACAUUGAUAUAUUAAAAGAACUACAUGAUUUAUACAAAGAGAAUCCAAAUAUCUAUUAUUGUCUAAUAUCAUCGUCACCGUCUUCUUCAUCGAAUAAUAAUGAAAACAAUGAAGCAAUCAGAUCAAUUAAAGCAUUAGAAGAAAAGAUUAAGAAUGAUUCAAUAUAUUCUUAUUACAAUAUUAUUGAUGAUAAUAAUAAUAAUUCACUAAUGGAAUUUUGUAAAGCAAAAUUAGUUGAAGCAAAAAAAAAGUCGGAAAAAUCUUCCUCUCCUUGUGUUGUUAAAAUUGAAAGAAGAAAUGAAAGAAGUGAAGUUAGUGGUUUUAAUUCUUUCCAAGCUAAUAAUGAAUUCAUGUCAGAAAUAUCGGUUUUUUAUGCUUUUGGUAGUGUUUGA